Molecule: messenger RNA, 1362 nt
Organism: Thalassophryne amazonica
Lineage: Eukaryota; Metazoa; Chordata; Actinopteri; Batrachoidiformes; Batrachoididae
Gene: znhit6
Product: zinc finger HIT-type containing 6
Exons: 10
Coding region: 69-1358 (429 amino acids)
Biological process (GO): box C/D snoRNP assembly; maturation of LSU-rRNA from tricistronic rRNA transcript (SSU-rRNA, 5.8S rRNA, LSU-rRNA); snoRNA localization
Cellular component (GO): nucleus; pre-snoRNP complex
Source: RefSeq, a predicted model, not a curated record
CGGAAGUAAAAUCCACCCGCACGUGGUGCUGGUUUGUUUUGGUACCCGUUACGGUAGUUUAUUCUCAAAUGUCUGUAAAUAUGUUACCAACAGACGUUUUGUCUGGUGCGAAGAGUCACGUGGAAAACAGUGAGGAAAAUGGGGUGAAAGCAAAGAAACGAAAAAUUUCGCUGUCAAAUUGCAGUGUUUGUGGAUCGGACGAGGCGAAGUACAGAUGUCCCGCCUGUCUGACACUUUCUUGCAGUUUGCUGUGUGUGAAAAAACACAAAGAAGCCAAAGGAUGCAGUGGAGUUAGAAAUAAAACUGGCUUUGUGGCCCUCUUACAGUUCGAUGAAAUGACUCUUCUCAGUGACUACAGGUUUCUGGAGGAUACAGGAAGGUUUGCUGAUAGUGCGAGCAGAGACAGUCUUAUUCGGGUUCCCCGCACCACAUUUAAAACUACAAAGCUGACAAGCAGCGCCAGGAAAAUGAACAUCACCCUGAGGUGUCUCCCGGUCACCUUCACUAAGAACAGAGAAAACUCCACCAUCUUCCUUACAAAACAAAAGCAGUUUUUGUGGCACCUGAAGCUGAUCUUCCCUCAGAGCAGCACUGAGUUUAGUCAGAUGAGAGUGGCCGACAGUCAAACUCUGGAGCAAAUCUUGACCUCUUAUAUCCACCCCACAGAGUCGGAUCCUGUGAUACGCCAAAAACUGAAGAUGUAUGUCCACUCUCCGUUUGAUCAUGUGAAAGUCUUCAUGAAAGACGAGGGGAGAAAGGCGAACUCGAUCAGGUACCAUGAAUUGGAUGUUCAGCAGAACCUGCGGGAGAACUUGAGCUACAAAACGCUGAUUGAGUAUCCGGUACUGCACGUUGUACUCAGAGAUCACUGGGAGGAUUAUCCACUGAAAGCACCAGGGGAAAAUGCAUCACCCUGCAGUAGCUUGAUGUCAGAGAGUCAACGGGAGGUCCAGAAAAUGGAAGAGAAUGAGGAGAAAGUGAUUUCACCACCCCUGCUUGGGUCUGCUGCCCUGAGAGCAGCUGGUAUCGGUGUGCGACCCCCGGAGUCCAACAACCUCUCUGAACCUCCGCAGCAGAAAAGGCCGAAGAGAGAGAUACAGGAGGACGAGCUGGAGGAGGGCGAGAUCGUAGACAGCAGUGACGAGGACGAAGGAAGCGCUGCAGAACACAGCCGGAGUGGCGCUUGUGGUGACGGCGCCAAAAGCCAAACUGACACUGAGGGUGUAAACAAAGGUGUCGAUGUGGAUCAUAAAAACAGCAACUGCAGCAGCACGCACGAGGGCAUGACUGUGUGUGCUGAUAAUAGUUGGACUGUCAGCGAGACUCCUGUCGUCAGCGUGACUCAGGAAGACGAGUAAAAAA